UUCUCCCUCUCAUCCCUCCCCACCAACCCCACCCACACGCUCACCACGCGCGUUACUGCUAUAAGGCUAGAACUGGCGAGUGUUCGGCUGAGCAAGAACUCGCACACUGUCACACCACGCCUCUCCUCCGGUAUCCCUCUCCAUCGCCACCAUUUCCAUGAACAGCAACCCCACGCGUCGCGCAUUGCCAGCAUCUUCCUCGCUGCACGUCUAGCACUCUAGCCAGCUAGAUCUCUCCGUCUCUUGGCUCUUGACAGGAACAGGACAACGUAACAAGGAGCAAGAAGUAUUUGCAGCGGCGGCGGCGGCGAUGGAGCUGGUGACGCUGCUGACGCUGACGCUGCUGGCGUACUCGGCGGCGAUGCUCGCGCGGCUGCUGGUGGCGCGGUCGCGGCGGCGGCGGUGCUACCUGCUGGACUACGUGUGCUACAAGGCGACAGACGACCGGAAGCUGCCGACGGACCUGUGCGGCGAGAUCAUCCAGCGGAACAAGCUGCUGGGGCUGGAGGAGUACAAGUUCCUGCUCAAGGUCAUCGUCAACUCCGGCAUCGGCGAGGAGACGUACGGCCCGCGCAACAUCAUCGAGGGCGGCGAGGCCCGGCCCGACCGCCUCAGGGAGGGCAUGGAGGAGAUGGACGAGACCUUCCACGCCGUCCUCGACGAGCUCUUCGCCCGGUCCGCGGCGCCGGGGGGCGUCGGCAUCCGCCCCGCCGACGUCGACGUCCUCGUCGUGAACGUGUCCAUGUUCUCCCCGGCGCCGUCGCUGUCGGCGCGCGUCGUGCGCCGCUACGGACUCCGCGAGGACGUCAAGGUGUACAACCUCACCGGCAUGGGGUGCAGCGCCACGCUCAUCGCUCUCGACCUCGUCAACAACUUCUUCAGGACGCACGCGGGCCAGGUGGCGCUGGUGAUGACGUCGGAGUCGAUCGCGCCCAACUGGUACGCCGGCAACAAGCGCUCCUUCAUGCUGGGCAACUGCCUGUUCCGCUCCGGCGGCUGCGCCUACUUCCUCACCAACGACCCGCGCCUCCGCCCGCACGCCAAGCUCCGCCUCCGCCACGUCGUGCGCACCCACACCGGCGCCUCCGAGGAGGCCUACAACUGCGCGCUCCAGAUGGAGGACGACGCCGGCCGCCCCGGGUUCCACCUCGGCAAGGAGCUGCCCCGCGCCGCCGUGCACGCCUUCGUCCACAACCUCCGCGUCCUGGCGCCCCGGGUGCUGCCGCUCCCGGAGCUCCUCCGCCUCGCCUGCGCCACCCUCUCGGCGCGCCUGGCCCGCAAGAAGCAGCGCGGGGGGAACCACCUCACCAUCCGCAUGAAGGCCGGAGUGGACCACUUCUGCGUCCACACGGGCGGCGCCGCCGUGAUCGACGGCGUGGGCAAGGGGCUCACGCUGACGGAGCACGACCUGGAGCCGUCGCGCAUGACGCUGCACCGCUUCGGCAACACCUCCGCCAGCAGCGUCUGGUACGUGCUCGGGUACAUGGAGGCCAAGGGACGGCUGCGCAAGGGCGACCGCGUGCUCAUGCUCACCUUCGGCGCCGGGUUCAAGUGCAACAGCUGCGUGUGGACGGUGGAGAAGCCCGCCGCCGACGCCGGCGUCUGGGGGGACCGCAUCGACCAGUACCCGCUCAAGGACGUCUCCAACCCGUUCAUGGAGAAGUACGGAUUCGUCAAGGACAUGAUGAACUUGUGAUCCCGGCCAGGAGCCAGCCAGCAGCAGUGAUCUCAACCCGAUCGACCACCCACAUACUGCUUCACCUCACAUGCAUGGACAGGCUCAGGCAAGGAGGAAGCAAUGCCUGCAAGAGAGGGUCGAUGGAUGGAU
Molecule: messenger RNA, 1828 nt
Organism: Panicum hallii
Lineage: Eukaryota; Viridiplantae; Streptophyta; Magnoliopsida; Poales; Poaceae
Product: 3-ketoacyl-CoA synthase 12-like
Exons: 2
Coding region: 311-1696 (461 amino acids)
Biological process (GO): fatty acid biosynthetic process
Cellular component (GO): membrane
Molecular function (GO): acyltransferase activity, transferring groups other than amino-acyl groups
Source: RefSeq, a predicted model, not a curated record